GAUCUUAGCCUUAAUCUUAGACAUGGAUCACGAACUACUAGCGCACCUUCGUCACCAGCAAAAACUCGUGAAAGUCUUUUACAGAGAGUACAGAGUCUUACUGGAGCUGCUCGUGAUCAGGGUGCAUCGAUUCUCGGGGCAGCCGUAAGUGGAUCAAAUCGAGGCCAUGCAUAUAAUAAAGAUCGCUGUUUUACCCUCCUAGUCAUCGAUGAUCAGAACACUGAUUGGAGUAAGUAUUUUCGAGGACGCAGGCUCCAUGGGGACUAUGAAAUUCGAGUUGAGCAGGCUGAAUUUCGAGAGCUUUCUUUAACAGCUAAUGAAUUAGGGACGAUGGUGUCGAUGGCCGUCUUCCGUAAU
This is a messenger RNA of Cotesia congregata, 357 nucleotides long. NCBI's taxonomy places the organism in Eukaryota, Metazoa, Arthropoda, Insecta, Hymenoptera, Braconidae. The record is from the annotation of a GenBank genome assembly.